Meloidogyne enterolobii is the source of this 1779-nucleotide messenger RNA. The record is from the annotation of a GenBank genome assembly. Lineage: Eukaryota; Metazoa; Nematoda; Chromadorea; Rhabditida; Meloidogynidae.
AUGCUUAAUCGUCUAAUUAUUUUCUUAUUUUUAAUUUUUAAAUUCGUGGAAGGUCACAUCAUCUUAACAUUUCCGGAAGCACGAUAUCCACCAUUCGACUUUUUAGACAACAGAAGAACGCUUGGACCUUGCGGGGUUCCAAAAUCGGAAAGAAGUAAUUUAAUAGGAUUUACUUUUAAAAUGUUUAAUUUAGGCCAAUUAACAAGCUUCCAAGUCGGCAGAAAUUAUAAUAUAAGCUGGCAUUUAGCAAAGACGCCUCAGAGGAACGAAAAUGUUAAGAUACGAUUGCUUGAUUAUAAAGGAAAUGAGUUAGAAAGUGAGAGAGUGCCAUUACUUUUAGGACAUGGAGUAACAGCAAGACAAAUGGCAAGUGCUGUUCAGCAAUCUGUAGAAAUUCGUUUUCCCGUUGAAUGUCGAAAUUGUACAUUACUUAUUGAGAAGAUUAAAGCACAAACUAACAAUGAUAAUUCUAGUUUUGAGAGGAGUUGUGCCGAGGUGGAUAUAUCCAAUACAGCACCAAUGAAUUGUUUUGGUAAUGGUAUAUGGGAGGAUGAAGGAAGUAGUGGCAGUUGCCAAUGUUCACAUGGAUUCUCGGGUCAAUACUGUCAAUAUAAAGAUGAUUGCGCAGAUGAUUUAGAAUGCGGCCCUAAUGGAAAAUGCGUAGCAGACGCCAUUAGGCAAGGCCAUAAAUCUUGUUUUUGUCAAUUUGGAUUUUUUGGAACAAACUGUGAACGAAAUUGCUAUUCAAGCAAGACGCUAAAUACAGAGGAAACGGAUGAGGGAGAUCGUUUACAUUGGCGCUUAGUGGGAAAUCAACUAGAAAUAAUUCUGGAUUUUUGGACUACACAUUUACACAAAUGGAUUGGACUUGGAUGGAGACCCCUCCAAAUACCUCCUUCUUGUCGACUUUUCCCUCAAAUGAUUUCGUCAUUAGAGCAGAAAAAUGUCCAAACAAGCGGAUUUUCCCGUGAAUGGCUCGAACAACCAUUGCAUCCAAUGGAAUGUGUUGAUAUGAUAAUGGGCUCAAUUCGAGAAGGGAAUUUGCUGCAUAUUGAAGAUUUAUAUUCACGAGAUAUGAGUAGUCCUCUUCGCGAUUCAUUGCUGGAUGGAGAGGAAUCGUUGAGUGCCGCAUACGGAUUACAAACUGGAAAUAGAAGUUUAUUAAUGCUUCGAAGACUUAUAUCAGAAAUCGAACCGACUGAUCAUCCACUUGGUCCGGGAAAAAUAUUUUUGCUAUACGCAAAAGGGGAGUCAAAAAUUGGGCGUGAUGAAAAAUAUAAAUCGGAAAAUGAUUAUCAAUGGAAAUAUCAUGGGAGUGAAUCCACAAAUCGAGGCCACAUAGAAAUAGAAUUUGUCAACCAAAGCCAAAUGAACCAAAUCCGCGUUCCUCUAAUCCAUUUUGAUCAUUCAACAGAAAAUAGGCAUAAUAACGAUGGAAAGGAUCCAAACAUAACGACCAAUCAUCCAAUGGAAAAGCAUCUACAAAAAAAUGAAAAAAUAUUAAUGAAAAAUCUAACCUCUUCUUCAAAUUUCUCUUCAUUUGUUGCCAAUGAACAUCUUAUUGUAGAUAUUCCAACCGCCGUAGUUGCCUCAAACAGUCUUGAAGUUGAAAGACAAAACGAAGAUGAUGAUAUUUCAUCAAUUGAACGAGAAAAGGACGUACAAGAUGAAAAUGAACAAAAUUCAUCAUCCUCAUUACCAUCCAUAUUAAAAUUCGAGAUAAUUAGAAUUCUGGUUUCGGCAUUUUUAAUGGUAAAUUUAAUUGUUUAUAUUAUUUAA